AUGAAGAAUUUUUUUAAGAAGGUUAAUUAUUCUCAAUCUAGUUCUAGUAAUGUCAAUCGUUCUUGUCUUAUAACUGACCUCGAUUUGGGUUCACUUAAAGCCGAUCCGGGAGAAAUAAGACCUAUUUCUGAUUAUGAUCCUCGAAUACGAGAUGAAGUGAGGAAAUAUUAUAUUGAAAAAGGGCCUUGUCAACCUAUCUUGAAACCAUAUGCUUCAAGUGAAAUAGGAGGUAGAAUACGUCAAUUUGCUUCAAGUUGGUUUAAAGGUUCACAUUCGACUUGGUUGGAGUAUAGUGUGGAGAAAGAUGCCGCAUAUUGUCUUUUUAAUAGUGUUCACCACAAAUGUUACAAUAAGAUUCUAGAUUUAUCAAAUCGUCGUCAAUCAAUUCAAGUUGUGCUUGACAAACAUUUUGAAAAGUUAAAAAGUGAGAACCGAAUACAUUUGGAAGCUUCAAUUAAUGUAGCAAAACUUCUUUUGUAUUAUAAAUUGCCUUUUCGAGGUCAUGAAGAAAGUGAAUCUUCAAGUAAUCAAGGCUACUUUUUAGGACUUUUGCGGUGGCAUGGAGACAACCAUCCGGAUGUGGGAAAAGUGAUAUUAGAAAAAGCUCCACAAAAUGAUACUUUGACUUGUCCUAUGAUCCAAAAGGAUAUUGUCAAUGCUUGUGCUAAAGAAACAUUGAAAGUUAUAAUUGCGGACUUGAAUGGAGAUUAUUUUGGUAUAUUAGUUGAUGAAUCCAAAGACAUCUCACACAAAGAACAAAUGGCUCUUGUUUUGAGAUAUGUUGAUAAAAAGGGUGAAGUAGUGGAGCGAUUUAUCGAUCUUGUCCAUGUUAGUGAUACAUCGGCUUGCUCAUUGAAGAAAGAAAUUUAUUCUUUGCUUUCCGAUCAUUCACUAAGUCCGUCCAAAAUAUGUGGGCAAGGUUAUGAUGGAGCUAUUAAUAUGAAGGGAGAGAUAAAUGAACUGCUUGAUAUAGCGAAAGCUGAUAUCGAGAGAUUACUGAUUAUGUCUUCUCAAGACUUGCUUCUACAAGAAAACUGUUCUGCAUUGAGUGUUGAACUAUCCAUAUAUGCUGCAGCACCGGAUUUACCAGCAGAGAGAGCGCUUGCCUUGGAAAAACUCAAAGAGAACCUUCCAUACUUCUCCUUGACCUUGGGUAGAGCUAAGAAGGACCAAGAGGAUUAUUAUAAGAAAGUUGCUAAUAAAGUGAUCCUCGUUAAUAAACUCACAAAAGAUCAAGAGCUCUAUAGUAAGCUCAACGACCACAAUGACAAAAUGAUUGAAUUGGUAGGGGUGACUUGA
This is a messenger RNA of Capsicum annuum, 1299 nucleotides long. RefSeq lists its product as uncharacterized. NCBI's taxonomy places the organism in Eukaryota, Viridiplantae, Streptophyta, Magnoliopsida, Solanales, Solanaceae. The transcript is spliced from 3 exons. The coding region runs from base 1 to 1299 and encodes 432 amino acids. The record is from RefSeq and is a predicted model, not a curated record.